Molecule: messenger RNA, 1197 nt
Organism: Caenorhabditis remanei
Lineage: Eukaryota; Metazoa; Nematoda; Chromadorea; Rhabditida; Rhabditidae
Exons: 4
Coding region: 1-1197 (398 amino acids)
Cellular component (GO): nucleus
Source: RefSeq, a predicted model, not a curated record
AUGUCAUCUCCAUUGUCCAACAUCAAAACCGAAUCCCGACCAAUCUGGGAGCAACCACCACCACCCUACAUCGUUCUUCCUGAACUGCCACCUGAAUACCCCUCACGUCACAUGACGUUCCAACAAUAUAAAAAGCUCGCGUGUGCUCCAGAAAUCGCGCGGCAAACAUGGGCUCGCGUUGGGCAGAGUUGUGAAGCCAAACAGUUACUGGAGUUGACGAUCCUACACUGCUUCACCGAAGUUCCUCGACUUGGAAAGAAAAGGAAUAGCCAUCAGAAGGUACAAGAUCACUAUGCAACUGUUGCUAUCAAAGUGUGGAAGAGAAUUGGGAUUCUUUACAGCCAGCAAGUUGUGAGUGGUUGUCUUCUUGCGGCAAAAAUAGGGCUACGAAGACGUCUGAGAACAUUUACUAUCGAAAAAAAAUUAUUGAAAGAGAAGGUGGAGGAAAAAAUGUGGGAGUGGCCACUCUAUCUAUACAUGAGAACAUAUCGGCAUGAAGAAUAUGAAAAGGGAUUGAGGACAAAGGCGUUGAAAGAUAAAAAUGGGCAGCCUUUCGUUUUUGAAUUAAAUGACGACUACGAUAAGGAGGAGAUGGAGAAUGACAGAAGUGCAGAAUCCACCCCUGCUGACAACAUCAAGAAAGAGUCACCAGCUCCAUCCGCCUUGAAGCGCUCUGUUCUUCUUCAAGUCAAGCAAGAAGAAGGAGAACCUCCAAAGAAAAUUCCUCUCUUCGAGCCAAACACAUCUGAAUCCUCUCGACACGUGCCAGCGGUUUCUAGCCAACAUCAGGAGGUUCAGUAUAAGCCAACGCAGCGAGACUUGCCAGCUUCGUCCCGACACGUGCCAGGUUUUUCUCCAGACGUGUCGGGUUCAUCUCAAAACAUACAAUUGCCUCAAACUCACCACGUAAACCAAUUUGGGUUCCCACAGCAAACGGAUCCUCUUAGACACAAUCGAAACAAGUAUUUUCCUUAUGACCGGAGCGAAACCGAUCAAUACCAUUUCAAUGAGGAUAUGAAAUAUCUCAACCGAAAGCUGUUGAGAAUCCACGAGAAUAACGAGACGCUCUAUAGAGCCGCAAGGGACGCCGUGCUUGCGGUGACAGCGGCAUUCGAGAUGAAGACUCCGGCUAAAAGUUUGGAAUCGGUCUUCUUAGUAUUGGCAGAGUUUUUUAAGGAUGUGAAGGUUCCUGAAUGA